Ciona intestinalis (vase tunicate) is the source of this 1479-nucleotide messenger RNA. Lineage: Eukaryota; Metazoa; Chordata; Ascidiacea; Phlebobranchia; Cionidae. The record is from RefSeq and is a predicted model, not a curated record.
GGCUGGUUAGAAGUAGAUUUUAUUUUAGAUUUUAUUUACAAUUUGUUUGUUUUUUAACUGUUAAAAUGGCUUCACCUGCCACAAGGGACGACAGCAUCCAGAUUGGGUUAAGUUUGGAGUCUGAGUUCUUGCAGGACAUUCCUACACAACUGUUUCAAGCAGUAGAAGGGAAGUUGCAUCAUGAUCAAAGGAAAGUCAAUGUUUUUACAGCAAACAAAGAUUACUUUGCAAAUGCUUAUUCAAAUGAGCUGAAAGUGAACACCCUUGAAGAAUUUGCGUUGAUCAAGCAGCGUUUACUCACCUUACCUAUUUACAUGAGGGUAGAACUGCGUCGGCACCGGAAAUCUGGAAACACAACCCAUAUUAACUAUGGUACCUUCAUAGUGAUGGUGAAUACUAAACAUCCAAGUAUUCAACCUCAACUACAAGAAUGUUUGGAUCGUGCAGAAUCUUAUUUAAGAGAGGAACAAAAAUUUGCUCUUGAGAUUGACUUUGGCCCUGUGCUAAGAUCAUGGUACAAGCUAAGACAUGACAACUCAAGUGCCAGCUACAUUGCCAAAAAUUCUUAUUUCUGCAUAACCAACUUUCGAAAAAAGUCCAAAGUAUUUGUGAACCCAGUUUGGUGGAUAUUAUGUUUGCCAGUGUGUCUGCUUGCUGCUCCAUUAUACUGUGCAUACAGGCAUGCUUUAUCUGAGGACUUUUCAUGUGUUUUGAAAUCAGCAGUUCGUUAUGUAGAAGGUACCACCCCUGCUCAAAGGCUUGCCAUGAGGAACAUGAUACAAGCUGUAUAUGCACAAGGUGUUCAACAUGGACACAUGACAGCAGCUACCAGACCUCCCCAAAGCCCCCCAACAUAUUCUGAAGCAGCUCCCCCUUCAUAUAAUGAUGCAACGGCCCCUCCUUACCACCUUAUGAAGCAAAACAGUGAUGAUGAUCUUGUACAAGCUUAACGUUUAGUUACCUAUCUACUUUUCAUUUACAUUGUGCCUCUUGGUAAAAAAUCCAUAUAAAAGUAAUACUCUGCACUUUAUUUUACUUAAUGCUCGUUGUUUUUCUCUCUGAUAAAAUCAUCUAUAUUGUAAUUUUCACUCUCUGCUUAAAGUUUCUUUGUAUAGAAAGUAUUGUUUCAUUAUUCUUUAAUUUUAACUGCAAAAGUAACUGUACAUUGUUUGUACAUAUAUGUCUGUCCAAAAGUUGCCAAAUACAAACUAGGAGCAUUUGAUAAAAACGCCAAAUUAAUUAUUUGUAAACAAAUUAUAGUAGCAGUAUUUCAUUCAGUAAAUGAUCUCCUUUUUAAAGAUAUCGGUUUGGUUUUAAGUUGUUCCAUUUUAUGUUUUUUCCAUCAACUUGAACCUUGUUUUCCAAUCAGUUUAAUAACGUUUGUCAUUCGUUUGAUGCCUUUUAAUAAAUUGCUUAAAAUAAAUCAUAAUGGUGAAUAAAACGAAAAGGCAUGCAGUUCGAACUUCGAACACCAUGUAU